This is a messenger RNA of Elephantulus edwardii (Cape elephant shrew), 1697 nucleotides long. Its product is annotated as RING1 and YY1-binding protein-like. Gene Ontology annotation, biological process: positive regulation of DNA-templated transcription. Gene Ontology annotation, cellular component: nucleus. Lineage: Eukaryota; Metazoa; Chordata; Mammalia; Macroscelidea; Macroscelididae. The transcript is spliced from 5 exons. The record is from RefSeq and is a predicted model, not a curated record. Gene Ontology annotation, molecular function: DNA binding; transcription coregulator activity. The coding region runs from base 178 to 861 and encodes 227 amino acids.
AGUCUCGUCCGGAGACUGGCGACGGCAGCAGCGGCGGCGGCUGGAGCUCGAGCCCCAGAGGCUGAGGGAGGGCGCGGGGGAGGGAGGGGGGCCGGUCCGCGACGACUACCCGGACCGCGUUUCUUCUCCGAGCAGUGCCUGUUUCACCUUUAGGGGAGACGGGGGAACAGCCCAUCCAUGACCAUGGGCGACAAGAAGAGCCCAACCAGGCCGAAGAGACAAGCGAAGCCUGCCGCCGACGAAGGCUUUUGGGAUUGUAGCGUCUGCACCUUCAGGAACAGCGCCGAGGCCUUCAAGUGCAGCAUCUGCGACGUGAGGAAAGGCACUUCCACCAGAAAACCUCGGAUAAAUUCUCAGUUGGUUGCACAACAAGUAGCACAACAAUAUGCUACUCCACCACCACCCAAGAAGGAGAAGAAAGAGAGAGUUGAAAAGCAAGACAGAGAGAAACCUGAGAAAGAUAAGGAUAUUAGCCCUAGUGUUACCAAGAAAAACACCAACAAGAAAACAAAACCAAAGUCUGAUAUUCUGAAAGAUCCUCCUAGUGAAGCAAACAGUAUACAGUCUGCUAAUACGACAAAGACCAGUGAGACAAAUCACACCUCAAGGCCCAGGCUGAAGAAUGUGGACAGAAGCACUGCACAGCAGUUGGCAGUAACUGUGGGCAAUGUCACUGUCAUUAUCACAGACUUUAAGGAAAAGACUCGUUCCUCUUCAACAUCUUCAUCCACAGUGACCUCCAGUGCAGGGUCAGAACAGCAGAACCAGAGCAGCUCGGGGUCGGAGAGCACAGACAAGGGCUCCUCUCGCUCCUCCACACCCAAGGGCGACAUGUCAGCAGUAAACGAUGAAUCUUUCUGAAAUUGCACAUGGAAUUGUGAAAACUAUGAAUCAGGGUAUGAAAGUCAAAUCCUCCACCUGCCCAUGCUGCUUGCACCCCUGGAGAUUCAUCUGUGGACAUCGACCUUUUAGAGAUGCUACCAGGAUCAUUUCUGCUUGCCAUGGGCAUCUGGCCACCAAGGAAUUUCGCACCCUGACGAUUACUCUUGACACUUUUAUGUAUUCCAUUGUUUUAUAUGAUUUUCCUAACAAUCAUUUAUAAUUGGAUGUGCUCCUGAAUCUACUUUUUAUAAAAAAAAAAAGAAAAAAAAAUCUGUGCACAGUUUCCCAUGUACAUUACAACUAGUUUUUUGUUUUGUUGUGGGGUGGGGAGGGACUUUUAUUUAUUGUGUUCACAAACUCCCAUUUUUUCAGUAUAUCCUUUUUAGUUCUUUCUUCCAGUUAUACUAUGUACUAUCAGUUUUGAUAUAACUAUAAAUAUAUAUAUAAAAGGGUUAUUUGAAACCAAUCCAUGGCAACGCUGGUGCUUGAUACACUGUGAAGUGAAUACAACUUUGAACAGUUACAGAUCUGGGACAGUCCCUUCUAUGAAAGUACUGAAAUGAAAAUCCAACUUACAUGAGUAUGUUCCAACUUAUCUGGGAACUUGACCACUCUCAACUGUCUAAUGAAUACUGGACAAUAUAAAAUAUAUAUAUUUUUUAAACAAUGUGAGCUCAUGUUUAAAAGACUUCUCCAGAUAGCCUGCAUUUGUAAUAGAAUUCUAAUGAAUCCUAAAGUGGUUUAGGGAGGACUUGGAUCAUUCAGAGUCACUCCACUAGCUCCAGAAUGCCAAGUAUUCACGUCAGUUACAGUUA